UUACCGAUAUUAUUUAUUUACUUCGCAACUUACCCUAGCAACGUGCAGGUUCCUUAACAUAUACUUUGAAUUUUAAAAGCUUAUAAUAUGCUGACAUUUGAGAUGCGUAUUUGUAUUUGUAAUUUACUUGCAGGUAUUAAUCGUCCCACUUUUAAUUCUAUGCCCGUAUACAAUCCUGAAAAAGUAAAAAAGAUUUGUCAAUCUGGUGAAAAAUCUGUUGUAUCUGUUUGUGCUUCCAAAAAUUUCGAAGCUGAAAUGUUACCAUCAUCAAAUAUCAACGAGUGUAAAUCUAAUGAAAGGACAAUUAAGGAAACUUUAUGCUCUAAUGAGUCGUCAUCUGUUGGAGAUGCCUAUCACACGUUUACUCUUCGCGCCUCGCGCGGUCACACGCACGCAACGCCAUCUCACUCAUCCUACGAUGAUCCCACCGACCUUCACCCCCCCUUUUGUAGUAUUACGCUCAUGUCGGGUCUCAAGACAUACGUGUAGAUCGCAACUCAUUAAAGAAGGCUUUUUUCACCUAACUGUAUUCGUUCGUUCGAUGCCCGUGCUUCCCAUCUGUUAACAUUAACAGGUUAUGGGCCCAGGGCACAUAAGUCGUAAGAAAAGAUCGUCGUGCGACAUACAGCGCGAUCGCAACGCGACCGACAAAAUUAUAACCCCAAAAGACGACGGACCGCUGUAAGUCG
Vollenhovia emeryi is the source of this 689-nucleotide messenger RNA. RefSeq lists its product as uncharacterized. The record is from RefSeq and is a predicted model, not a curated record. The transcript has 2 exons. Lineage: Eukaryota; Metazoa; Arthropoda; Insecta; Hymenoptera; Formicidae. The coding region runs from base 88 to 489 and encodes 133 amino acids.